AUGCUCAGACAUUGCAAAAAGCAUACAGGCUCUCCCCUUUUAGAUGACUUUGGUCUCUCCUCCUCUGUGCCAGGUCAGUUCCAUGUGGUGAAGGAGGGGAAGACGUGGACAGAAGCUCAGCAGUACUGCAGAGAUAAGUUCACUGACCUGGCCGUCAUAAACAACAAGGCCGAUAUAGAGAAGAUCAAGAGUAUGAUCCAGAAUGAAGGUGUUACAAAUGUUUGGAUUGGGCUGAAGAAUGGAAUUCGUCCUAAGUGGCAGUGGUCUCGGGCUGAUGAGGGAUUGUAUGGAGAGAAUGAAGCUGAGUUCCGGAACUGGGAUACAGAUGCAGGACAGCCAUCAGGCAUUCUAGGUGAAGACUGUGGAGCCAUUCGCAGAGGGGGGGAGUGGCACGGUCUCAAUUGCACCAAGAGGCGUCGCUUCAUCUGCGAUGAUGAGACAAACUCCAUACAUCCCUAUGUGCUGGUUAAGCAAAAGAAGUACUGGACAGAUGCUCAGAGAUAUUGCAGAGAGAAACACACAGACCUGGCCAGCGGGAGGAACCAGGCAGAGAACGACAAGAUCUACACCGACAUACUCAGCGGACUAGCAGCAGAUGCCUUUCCAUGGAUCGGCCUGUUCAGAGAUGCUUGGGAGUGGUCAGAUGGCAGCAGCUCAUCCUUUCGUCACUGGGCCCCUGGAGAACCCAACUUUGGUGACGGGGAACAUCACUACUGUGCACGGAUAAAGUCCAGUGGACUGAGGAACGAUGCAGCUUGUCACUAUAAAGCUCACUUCAUCUGCUAUGGUCAAGCUCGUGUGAAAAGGACUCAGAUAGUGAGAGUGAAAAUGGGGGUGACAUCUGAUGUGGACGUGGAAGACCCUGACGUGCAGAAAGCCUUCCUACAGCAGUCGCACACCAAGCGAGGAGAGGGCCGUCCUUCACUGGACUUCAAACAGCCGCAGCAGCAGCGGGGGGUCUGUAGCAGUCAGAUGUCAGCAGCGGCAGCAGCCCAAGAGGACGCAUGA
Molecule: messenger RNA, 1008 nt
Organism: Engraulis encrasicolus (European anchovy)
Lineage: Eukaryota; Metazoa; Chordata; Actinopteri; Clupeiformes; Engraulidae
Product: macrophage mannose receptor 1-like
Exons: 5
Coding region: 1-1008 (335 amino acids)
Source: RefSeq, a predicted model, not a curated record